Ichthyophthirius multifiliis is the source of this 1968-nucleotide messenger RNA. RefSeq names its product phosphoesterase family protein, putative. NCBI's taxonomy places the organism in Eukaryota, Ciliophora, Oligohymenophorea, Hymenostomatida. The record is from RefSeq and is a predicted model, not a curated record. Gene Ontology annotation, molecular function: hydrolase activity, acting on ester bonds. Gene Ontology annotation, biological process: phospholipid catabolic process. The transcript has 5 exons.
AUGUUUCUAAUAUAAAUAAUAAUCUUAAUAACAACGCUUCCUUUAUUAAUUAAAACCUCAACCGAAAAUCACCCAAUAAAAAACAUCGUCGUAUUAAUGAUGGAAAACCGUUCAUUUGACCAUAUGUUGGGCUGGAUGACUAAAGGCGGAAAAUUCGGCAACAAAAAUGUAGACGGUCUUACUGGUUAAGAAUGUAAUCCAAAAAAUGUUUAUUUCCCGUUUUUAGGUUAAAUAUGUGUAGAUGACAAAGCCUCUGAAUUUUCCUAAUACGAUCCUGAUCAUGGCCAUUAAUCUACUGUUUAACGAAUUUUUGGUUGCCUAUAUACCCUUAACUAAUAAACAGGUGAUAAUCCUUGCAAAAAUCACUCAACAAAUAAGGGAGAUGCAAACAUGAAAGGAUUUGUUAUGAGUGCAAGGAGAGAAGGAAAAAAUGGAAUAACUGAAAUGUCUAUGUAAUCUCCUAAAAAUGUACCCAUAUUGACUACUUUGGCUAAUGAAUAUGCACUUUUUGAUAAUUAUUUUUCCUCUUAUCCAGGUCCUACUAAUCCUAAUAGACUUUUUAUGCAUUCGGGGACGUGUAAUGGUUGCUUGGGUAACGAAUAGACGACUGGAUCGUUUAAAAAUUAGACUUUGUAGUCUGUAUUGGAAAGAAAUGGACUCUCUUGGAGAUAUUAUUGGGAAAAUGAUGCUGAUGACUGGUUUUUAUUUAUAAACCAUUUCAAUGAAAACUUCAAUAAUUCAACUAAAUUUAUACCCAUGGAAUAAUUUUAUUAAGAUGCCGAAAAGGGAGAUUUACCAAAUUAUACAUUCAUUAAUCCUUCCGAAUCAUACAAUAGUACUCUAAAUAAUACCAAAUCUUUCGGUUUAAUGAAUGAUUAGCAUCCUAAUCAUAGUAUAAAAGAAGGAGAAAGGCUAAUUAAAAAUGUCUACGAAGCACUAAGAAACGGACCUUUAUGGAAUUAGACUUUAUUUAUAAUCACGUAUGAUGAACAUGGUGGUUUUUAUGAUCAUGUAUCUCCCCCUUAGGAUGGAGUACCUAAUCCUGAUGGUAUAGAUAAUGUAGAUGGGUUCAAAUUCAAUAGAUUAGGUAUUAGAGUACCUAUGAUAGCUGUUUCGCCAUGGAUUGAAAAAAAUACACUUAUAAAUAAACCUAUGGAUAAUCAAAAACCUUAAAAUAGUUCAUAAUGGGAGCAUUCGUCAAUAAUUUCUACAGUUUUAAGGAUUUUUAAUUUAUAAGACUAAUAAUUUUCAAAAAGAAUAGAAUGGGCAGCUCAUUUUGAUGAUAUUUUAAAAAUAAGAAAAGAACCAAGAACUGAUUGUGUUAAAGAAUUACCUUAUGUACCACCUCCGACUAAGUAAGAUUUCUAAAGGUUUUAAAAUUAGAAGAUUAAAACUAGUCAUUAGAAAUAAGUUAAGGAAAUUUGUGAAACUAUAAAGAAAGAUGAUACUAAUUGUGGGGGAAAUAUUUAAGAAAUAAAUAAAAAAAAGAAAAAAUAUAGAAAUAUUAAUUUUUUUUAAUCAAAAUAUGGAAAAAAUGCUCGUCCAGAUGAAGAAUAUGAAUAUGGAAAUACACAAAAAGGUUUUAAUAAUACUCAAUCAUAAUUCGGAUCAAAUCCUGCAUCUUUAAAAGGCAAAUUAAUGUCUUUAGAAGAAAUGAUUAAAGGAAUUGCUGAGGAAAUGAAUUUCCAUAAGAAAGAAGUAUAAAUUUUAAAAAGUGAAAAAGAUACUUUAUAAUCAGUUUUAUCAAUGAAAACUUAGGAUGUAAAAAAAACAUUAACUAAUGAACUUACAAGAAUUGAAGAAGAAAUGAAACGCCAUUUUGCUCAUCAAAAAGCUGAAAAUGCGCGUUUAUAAUAAUAAAUAACAUCUCUAAAAGGAGAAAAAACAGCAUUAUAAUAAUAAUUAUUAGGACUUUAAAGACGUAUAACUGAAUUAGAAUUACAAGUAGGAAAUGAAGAAGCUAAUUGA